GUUGAAAAUAAAGUUCUGGCUAGAAACCAUGCCGUCUUUCUCCAGUUCAGAAACAGAGCCCAAAAUUGCAAAGGAGGCACACAGCAAUCAAAGUUCUCACAAUGACACUGGAAAUGAAAUGAAAGAAUUAAUUAAAAUGGAUGAACAGGAGCACAAAGUCCUGAAGACACAAGCUGUGCCAUUGAAACCCAAAAUUCCGAAAGUUCCCAAGAAAAUGAAACCAAAAUUUCCAGCUCCAAUGGACAAGGGAAAGGAAAACCAUGCACAGCAUGAAGACAAACUGACCCAUAAAAAGAAACGAAAGAAAAAUGCAGAUAAAUUGAAAAAGGCCAAUGCUGAUGAAACAAAACCAAUAUCUUCAGACUGUAAUGGACCUAAAAAAGCCAAAAAGGCUCAGGGUCCCCCUGCGGUGCCUAGCCGUAGUUAUACAGACCAAGAAUGGGAGGAGGUGUUUGAAGCAGUUCUCACCAGAGUUCUAGAUAACGAUGGAGAAGGCCAAAAGAAAGCAGAAGUGGAGAAAGUAAUGAAAGUUGAACUGGAUGAUUUUGAUGCACUUCUGGAGAUGGCAGACUGGCCACCCUGCCAAAGUCACCCCUUCCCCAAAACUGACCAGUGGAGGAGGGAGUGGUCAGCAGCAGAUGGACGUCCCAGCCCCCAUACUGGACCCUGGCGAGGACAGCAAUGA
Lingula anatina is the source of this 685-nucleotide messenger RNA. RefSeq lists its product as uncharacterized. Gene Ontology annotation, cellular component: nucleus. NCBI's taxonomy places the organism in Eukaryota, Metazoa, Brachiopoda, Lingulata, Lingulida, Lingulidae. The record is from RefSeq and is a predicted model, not a curated record. Gene Ontology annotation, molecular function: zinc ion binding.